This is a messenger RNA of Mauremys reevesii (Reeves's turtle), 2266 nucleotides long. RefSeq names its product la-related protein 6-like. The coding region runs from base 174 to 1613 and encodes 479 amino acids. The record is from RefSeq and is a predicted model, not a curated record. The transcript has 4 exons. Gene Ontology annotation, biological process: RNA processing. NCBI's taxonomy places the organism in Eukaryota, Metazoa, Chordata, Testudines, Geoemydidae. Gene Ontology annotation, cellular component: nucleus. Gene Ontology annotation, molecular function: mRNA binding.
GGCCUGGCUUUCAUUAUAAGCCGGGGGUCUAGGGGAUUCUCUCUCUGCAUUGUUAGUAGGGCCAGUUUGUGGGUGGGGGAGGGAAAGGAAAAAACUUAGGGGUCUCCACAAUGUAGCAGAAGGAGCUGGUGGGCUUUUAGUGCAUCUUCACCUGGUGAAACAGAUGAAGCACCAUGUCGUCCCGUGGUUCCUUGGUGGCCCUGGGGCUUGGUUCCCAACCCAGGUGCAGCACCCCCAUGCAAGUGCAAACAACUCCCUUUUCUACUCUGCACUUUCUUCCGCACAAGAGCCAGCCUCUCCCCCCACUCAGCCAGGAAGACUUCUUUGAGAACUUUGAGGGGAGCUUCUAUGACCUGAAUGACAUUUUUGGGGCUGACUCGUUCGAGUGCGACUCCUCACUGCCCGACGCCCAGCUGAUCCAGAGGAUUGUGUCUCAAGUGGAGUUCUACUUGUCUGAUGAGAACCUGGCCAAGGACGCCUUCCUCCUGAAGCACGUCCAGAAGAACAAAUUGGGCUUCGUCAGCAUCAAACUGCUGACCUCCUUCAAGAAGGUGAAAUACCUAACUCGAGACUGGAGGCUCACUCUCUACGCCCUGCAGUUCUCGGAGCUGCUGGAGGUGAACGAAGAAGGGACUAAGGUGAGAAGGAAAAUUCCCAUCCCGGAGUCUCUCCUGAGCAUCCCGCCAAGCAAGCUGCUCCUGGCCUGGAACCUCCUACCCCAGGAACAGGGCGUGUCGCCACCGCUCCAGAAGAGCUUCAUUGAGACCAUCACUAAAAUGUUCAGCCCCUUUGGCGCCAUCGCCUCCAUCCGCAUCCUGAGGCCAGGCAAGAAGCUGCCUUCUGACGUGAAGAAGUAUUCCUCCCGCUACCCCGAGCUCCUGACCAAGUGCUGCGCCUUGGUGGAGUAUGAAAACCUGGAGAGUGCCAGGAAGGCUUAUGAGGAGCUGAACUGUGGCCAGGGCUCCCCCGGCAGGGAGAGCAUCAAGGUGGUUCGUCUCUCCGGGAAGGGCUCCAAAAAGAAGAGUGGGGAUGAUGUGGAAGAGGUGGAGCUAGUGGACCAGCUGGGCAGGAAGCAGCAGGCGUCGGAGACGCUGGCCUAUGCCGCGGGAGACUCUUUCUUCUGCAGCUCUUCGGAGUCCGACAGCAUGCUGGCUUCCCCUCCCGUCCUGAUGCAGAAGUAUCUCUCCACUCCGAUGUGGUCCGCCUGCAGCCUGGGCGUGAGCUUCAAACCUGGCUUCUUCAGCAGCCCUCAGGCCAGCCCUCUUCUCCCCAAUAAAAGUCUGGCUCACCCCCACUGCCCUUCGCCCCUGGCUGCCGAGCUGGGCAACGGUGGCUCCUCCAGCCCAGAUACCAGUCCCGAGUUCCGACGAUUGUCCGAUUCCUGCUGGGACAGCGGGAUCGGCUCUGGCAGCUCAUGGGUCCAGCGGCGACGGGUGGCUGCCCAUAGCCAGUCUCUGGAAACCAGAGCUCUACCCUGCAGCAAUCUGGCAUUAAGAAAGAUGACAGAUUCCUUUGGCCUUCGACCUGGAGUGAUGCGCCUGCCCCAUGGGCCAGAUGGCACCAAAGGCUUCUACAACAGCAUCGGGAGAGGAAAGCUGGUCCUAAGACACUAGUGUGUCAUUGUGGUUCUUUUGGGUUUUUUUUGUUCUUCUCUCAAGUAAAUUAACCUCUUUCCAGGGUCACUGGGAUAUCCGCUAACGACGUAAGCACAGCCCUGCAGGAAGCUGGAGUCUGAAGUAUUAGAAACUUAGGGGUUAAGAGGAAUGGUCAACGAAUAGUCGGCUUGGGAGGUGAGAUGCUGAGGAAGAGGAUGUACCAAACAACCACCAUUUCUCUCUCGCUGUAGUGGCUGCUUCUGUCCAUGUGCUGUCUAGUAUCUAGACUUUCUAAGCUGAGCCAUGCUGCUGAGAUUUUAUUGUAGCUAAGGGUUUUAUUCCACUAACUCCCAAGCUAUCCGCUACCAAAUAGUUGCAUGUAUAUCUCAGCCUGCACCUAUCACUAGCAAGACUCAGGGACUUGUUCCUCUUUCUGAUCCAGUAAUGUAGCCUUCAGUUCUCAGAGCAGUGUCACCUACGGGGGGAGUUUAUACCCUUUCAGAACCAGACUUUCAGGAUGUGGUACUCUGUAACGGCACAGCUUGGCAGCAGAUGAUGUAAAUAGGUUGUUUCUAAAAUGGAGUAUUAUCUGUGUUGACAUGAGAGGUUAUGCAGAUGGAAUGUUAAAAUGAUCAAUAAAGAGAGUUGAAGUAUUCCAGGCACCUGCUGUA